Messenger RNA from Penicillium canariense, 672 nucleotides. Its product is annotated as putative DSBA family oxidoreductase. Gene Ontology annotation, molecular function: glutathione transferase activity; glutathione peroxidase activity. Gene Ontology annotation, cellular component: mitochondrion; peroxisome. NCBI's taxonomy places the organism in Eukaryota, Fungi, Ascomycota, Eurotiomycetes, Eurotiales, Aspergillaceae. The transcript has 6 exons. Gene Ontology annotation, biological process: glutathione metabolic process. Bases 1 to 672 code for a protein of 223 amino acids. The record is from RefSeq and is a predicted model, not a curated record.
AUGGCUGGCAAAAUCGACGCGUUUGUCGACUGCGUGUCGCCCUACUCGUACUAUGCGACGCUGUAUCUGAGGCGCAAUCGGAAGGCGCUCGAGUCUCAUGGGGUGGAGGUGGAGUUGCACCCCAUCUUCCUGGGCGGCGUGAAUGUUGGCUCUGGGAAUAAGCCCCCAUGGACGCUCCCGGCCAAGGCAGCCUACUCCAAAUUCGACUCCGAGCGGGCAUGCAAGUACUUCGGCGUGCCGCAGAUCAAAACGCCUGAUUUCUUCCCAAUCCUUUCGAUUAUGCCCCAACGGUGUAUGAUUUAUAUCAAGCGCCAUUACCCCCGCGAGCGCUUUGAAACCACAUUCCUAUCACUAUGGGAGUGGAUGUACCACCAGAAUAUCGACAUUAGCAAGCCUGAGCAUCUGGCAGAGCUUCUCAAGUCGCACAACUACUCCGAAAAGGAAAUCAAGGAGAUCUUAGACGCCGCUAAAAGCCCCGAGUACAAGGAAGCAUUGACUGCGAACACGCAAAAGGCGCUGGACCAGGGUGCUUACGGCGCGCCAUGGUUCUGGGUGCGCAAUAAGGAGGGCAAGGAGGAGCCUUUUUUUGGAAGUGAUCGGUUUGCGUUCAUGUGGCAGUACUUGGGCAUCCCGUUCCAGGACGUGACUAUCGUCGAGAAGGCGAAGCUGUAG